Branchiostoma belcheri (Belcher's lancelet) is the source of this 2497-nucleotide messenger RNA. RefSeq lists its product as uncharacterized. The record is from RefSeq and is a predicted model, not a curated record. The coding region runs from base 1247 to 2317 and encodes 356 amino acids. The transcript is spliced from 3 exons. NCBI's taxonomy places the organism in Eukaryota, Metazoa, Chordata, Leptocardii, Amphioxiformes, Branchiostomatidae.
GGGUAGGUUUGGAUUCUGCUUUGUGGCCUUGCUAGCCGCCUCCCACCCUCCCCACAAAAAGUACAAUAGCCAUCGUCUGAAGGCCGUAGUCCCAGUAAAGGAGAAAGUGGGUCAGUAUGUGCCAUCAUCUAUUAUUCGACACGUUUUAACGGAGGUCAGCGUACAGAAACUAGGUCAGUUGGGAUGCUGUGCCCGAUAGUACACGUGACAUGUGAUCUGGAAUAGAGACGUUAAUUAAGAGGGGGCGAUCCGGUUCGGGAUAAUGAAGGUGCAACAGAUUUUUCAGGUACAUAGAUUUUUUCAAGACAGAAACGAAAAGAACAACAAGCCCAGAAAGUUAAAUCCUUAUAAGUCCCAACUGUGGCUGAGGCUACCAUGAUAGGACUCAGUCGGACAAGUCACAACUGAAACUGCCAAUUGUUAUAAGGGUUUAACACCGGUCAUAGUGCUACCAUUAUCUCUGAGAUGGAAGGAUGCCUACUCGAAUAUUUUUCCCUUAAACGAUGCCCCAAGUUCCAUAUUUGCAGACUAAACCUAUACACGAGGGCCUGCAUGGGGGGUAGUGAUUACAAAUAUUACGCAAAAUUUUCGCCGCCGAUUGCGAAUUACGUUAAAGUCUCAGAGCUCAUGAUGGCGACUUUACGCUGUACUAUUACGAAUUACGUUGAUUUUUGGGGAGGCUGCCUACGGAUUACGAAGACUAAAAUGGCCUCAUUACGCCUUACGAAAAAGGGCAUGCAGGCUCCCUAUACAGGCAACGCACCCUCCCUUCAAAAUAUUACACGAUUCGCCCCUAUGGCAUUAUAGCUCUAAUGUUGGAAGUUCAAAGGGCAAUGUACGUAUAUACACGCAGUCGUCAGAGACGUUAUGGCCGUCAGAGUACAGCAAACAUCACGUAACGUCUGUUUCUAGCAGCCAAACGCUGUAACGUACACACUAUCAGAAGUGAUGAAGAGUAACGACGGAUUGCAGACUGGCGUCGACUGCUCCAGCUAAAACAAACAAACAAACAAACAAACAAACAAACAAGCAAACAAGGCGACAAACGAAUACAUCGUCAUCAGAACACGUUGAAGAGAGCUAGAGGGGACUGUACAAAAAUGCGAUGUUCGUCCACGCAUGUCUUUGACGAAUACUAAGACAAUAACCUCAAGAUAACUUACUUAAAGAAAAAAAAGCGGUGCAAUCAUUUACCAAAACUAUGCAACAACAACCGUAGGACAUCGCAGUCGACGCUCCGACAACCAUGGAGUCAGAAUCCACCUUUUGGGAGUUCAUGGAGAAAACAGGCAUGACUCUCGGCUUGUUGACAGUUGUGAACGUGGUCGUGGGCCAUCUAGUUCUCCUGGUGGGUCGGCCUUACUUGGGAUCCUACGCGGUGUCGGCAAACGGUCGUAGUCAGUGGUUCUUCGAGCUCACCAUUGUCGCGAGUCUGUCGGCAUCACAGUUGAACCUCCCGCUCAUUGUCCCCAAGAGUUGGUCGGUGACACUCUUGUUGACAGUCCUCUGCUUUGCCACAAGUUGGGCCGUGAGCGUUCUUUCUAUCUGCCAACUUAUCGGUAACAGUUUGUGGCGACCCAUUGCAGCUUUUACCGGCGCUGUAGACUUGCUGAUCUUACCGCUAGCGCUGGAACUGUUCAUAAUUCCGCCGUUCUUUCGCAGGCGAGGCGGUUGGAGUUGCCUCUACCUGGACCCAGUGCCGCUGUACGAGAUUGUAGCACCUUUGGUGUUUCUCUCCAAAUUCUUCACGUGGUACUUCUGGUCGAUAUGCACGUUCUGGAAGAGUUUGAACUACCUGAUACCUCUGGAAACUACCUUACAGGGGUACCUACCAGAACUGUUCUCAAUCGUAGCCUAUGUUAUAGAAACUGUAUGGGCACCCAUGAGAAGAAUUAUCGCAGUUAUCACACCGACUCAAUUCUGUACGUCAAUGCUACUAAUACCUCCUGUGCUAACUAACUUCGUUUGCCGCGUGGACACUCAAAGAAUCGCGUGGAAUCUGUGCCAGAAGUUGUUCCGUCGAGGGAAGAAGUUCAUACAGAGAAUGCCAACGAGAGAUCCAUUCAAUCUUCACUGUACAGUGGAUAGGGAAGUCUCUACCGCAGAAGGAAACUGCGUGGUGUGCCAUGAUGACCCUGUAGCGGUAACGCUGGUCCCGUGCGGGCACCGAUGCCUGUGUCGGGACUGCGGACUCAUACUGACCACGGGACGGCAGACCGUCACCUCACGGAAGUGUCCCUUGGACAGGGGACCUAUUACAUCGGUCGUCGACUCCCAUGACUUCAUUGUGUGGGAAGCUGCUAGUCAUUCUACCUGAGGAAAAAACUUACGGCGCCAUAACGGAUGAUUCCUCAACAAAGGAUAGGCUUGGUAACACUACCACUUAUACAGUGACUUUUGCGUGAAUUUGGAGCAACAAGAAAUGUCAAACUACUAGUAUGUGACAGAAUGAUAAAAACACGUGAAAACGAGAAUUUGGGGAAAAGUUGAAUCGUAA